Molecule: messenger RNA, 4656 nt
Organism: Haliotis rubra (blacklip abalone)
Lineage: Eukaryota; Metazoa; Mollusca; Gastropoda; Lepetellida; Haliotidae
Product: kinesin-like protein KIF18A
Exons: 19
Coding region: 98-3577 (1159 amino acids)
Biological process (GO): microtubule-based movement
Molecular function (GO): microtubule binding; microtubule motor activity; ATP binding
Source: RefSeq, a predicted model, not a curated record
AUGAAAUGGCUUCUUCUAUUGAAAGUGGGUAUUUCAAACUGAAAUGUUGACGUAUUUACCCUACAUCAUUUUGCAGCCAUAGAGGACACAAAUAAAGAUGACAGUGGGUCGGCCUCGGAAUAACUCAAGUAUGGCAGGAGCUAAUAGUAGUGGCACAAAGUCCAGCAAUGUCAAGGUUGUCGUGAGAGUUAGGCCAGAAAAUGUCGCAGAGAAGGCUGGACCAUUUGAUGUGGUUGUUCGGGACAUGAAUGAACAUGUGUUGGCCUUUGAUCCCAAGGAGAGCAACUCACCUGUGCGUGGAUUCCGCAGGCAACCAAGAGAUAUCCGGAAACGCCGGAAUAAAGAUCUAAAAUUUGCCUUUGACUUUGUCUUUGGACCAUGUGCAACCAAUGCGGAGGUGUACGAGCACACAACAAAGGGGAUCCUGGACGGCCUCCUGGAGGGUUACAACUGUUCAGUGUUUGCCUAUGGGGCUACAGGGGCUGGUAAGACACACACCAUGCUGGGGAGUGAGACCCAUCCCGGGGUCAUGUACCACACAAUGAUUGACUUGUAUGAGAGGAUUGCCAACCUCAAGGAUGAGAAGACAUGUGAUGUGGCCAUCUCCUAUCUUGAGGUGUACAAUGAGCAGAUCCAAGACCUGCUGCUGCCCCGAGGGAGUCUGCCGAUCAGGGAGGAUCCUAAGAGUGGGGUAAUUGUGCCGGGACUGUCGCUGCACAAGCCGAAGAACGCGGAGGAGCUGCUGUACAUGCUCCAGUUUGGCAACAAGAACAGAUCCCAGCACCCAACUGACGCUAACGCAGAGUCAUCACGGUCUCAUGCCGUCUUCCAGGUUUUUGUUCGACAAAAAGAUCGCACAGCCAACAUAUCUACUGAGGUGAAGGUUGCCAAGAUGUGUCUGGUUGACUUGGCAGGGUCGGAGAGAGCAACGGUCACAAAAAAUCGAGGGGCAAGAUUCCGAGAGGGAGCUAACAUCAACAGAUCUCUGCUGGCACUAGGGAAUGUCAUCAACGCUCUCGCUGAGAACAAGAAUAAAGGCCACAUUCCUUACCGAGACAGCAAGUUGACCCGACUCCUGAAAGACUCCCUGGGAGGCAACUGUCGGACUGUCAUGAUUGCAGCAGUCAGUCCUUCCAGCAUGUCGUAUGAGGACACUUACAACACCCUGAAGUACGCCGACAGGGCCAAGCACAUCCGUGCCAUGCUGAAGAAGAACAUCCUAAAUGUUGAUUUCCACGUGUCCCGGUAUGGCCAGAUCGUGGAGGACCUGCGUAAUGAGAUCGGGGAGUUGAAGUCAAGGCUACAGCUGUAUGAUGAAGGGAAGAUUGGGUCGUCACGGCGACAGUCAGCUGUCAAUGAGGAACACAGACUGAGUGCAAUCCUGGAGAACAUCUUCGAGGCUCGGCUGGACGUGCGACGUGAGCAACUACAGGUGGAGUGUGUAUAUCGGGACUUGCUGUGGAAGAUCGGACGCAAACAGAGAUGUCUUCAUCGACUGCGCAUCAUCUCCAGUGCUUCACAGGGCCAGGUGUGUGAACGAGUGGAGCGCAGUCUCAAGUCCCUCCAGGGUAAACUUGAGGCAGUGAGCAAGAAACGAGAUGCAGCUGAAGUGAAGCUGGCUGCCAACCAAGACUGGCUGAACAGAGUCCACUCAGAGAUGUGCCUGGCUGGAGGAGACAACACCAUGCCAGAGCUGCUGUGUGUGAGUCUGAGGAUGCACAACCUGGAGGUGGAGGUGAGGGACAGCAGACAUCACACCAAGCACCUGCAGAAGCUGAUACGCUCCCAGGAGAAGGAGACAACCACCACUGACCAACUGGUGACCAACCUGCUGGCUCUUGUGCGCAAGCAACAUUAUAUACUGAAGGGACACAACCUUGCCACAACUGACCUCUUGGAGGAGUUUGAUGUAAUAUCACAGUCCGUGGAUGGUCGAGAGGUGACGUGGGAUGAUGAGAUGCCCAGCGAUGGCACCAGUGUCCCCAUCAACGACAUCAUCUCACUCCCACUACUCAGAUCGGUGUUAGAUGGAGAUUCUUCUGGCAGUCACCUGAGACAGAGACACACAUCGGGGGACCCAGGGAAGUUGGAACUGGCAAACACUGGAGGGGCCCAGAGGGUGAUGUCUGGCAAGUCCACUGCAGCAGCAGCAGCUGAAUCAGCAGGUCGGGUGGUGGAAGGACAUCCUGGCUCUCUACCUUCACAUCCGAUAACAGAGGGAGACCCCAGCACAGACCCCAGCGUGUCAUCACAGUCUGUCAAUGCUGGUCACACUCCUGCCUGUAAGAAGUUUGCUACUCUACAUACAGAUGGCAGUUCAUCUCUGAAUGCAGAUCAAACAAUUAGUUCACGUCCAUCAGCGGCUGGACAGUGGCAACAACUGAAUGAUACUUUUGCCCGGAACCCGGGUUCAACUGAAGGACAGUCUGUGUCAGGUUCCUCCAUUGCAUCAGCUGAGUCUGUCAGCUCUGACAUCAUUGAUGGAACAUUCACACUGGAAACAUCACAAAUACCCAGCCGUGUGCCUUCAGAUCUGUGUGCUGCAAAAUCAGAAGCCGUUUCUUCUUCUAAACCUAGUCAGGUGUCUAGCUCGCAAUCAUAUGUGCCAAAGAUUGACUUUGAGUAUGUGUGUCAGAGCCCUCUGAGCCGUAGUACUGUGGUCAGGCAGACUGUGGACUCUCUGGACCAGAGCAGCCCCUUCCGGAGGACAUCGUGUCUCCCACGGAAACCCUCCCCUGUCCCCACUCUCUGUGCAUCCCCCAUCCCAGUUCCUCCAUCUGUGCAGGCCUAUCUGAGUUCUCAACCCUCAGAUUCAUCAGAAACUCAGCUUGGUGCUAUUGUACAAACACAGAGCUCAAUGCAGUGCAACACGGUCACAAAGAAUAACCCUUUAAAUCUGAAAGGGUCAAGCACGAUAACAAAAUGUCAGACAAAUCUCCAUGGUUCUGCCACGAUCACCAAAUCCCAGGGUGUUUGUCUCAGUGGUUCCAGCACAGUGACCAAGAGUACGCCAGGCCAACACGAGGACAAGGAAAACAGUGAUCACAGGAAGAACAGUGUGGUCCGGUCCAUCACAUUUGGUGGAGAGUGCCAACAGACACCAGAGAGGCCGGAGAUGAAGAGUUAUGCUGAAGUGCUGAAGACUCCUUCACCUGUCAGACUCCAGCUGAAGACCCUGGACAGCAACACACUGGUGUCAUCCCCAUACCUGCCAACUGCCAGUUGCAGGAGUGUGCCAGGCUACAUCGCCCCCAACAGUGGGGUUUACAAGGCGACCCACAAGUCUGAGGAAACAGCUAGGAACCUCAGUCAGUUUGGUCUGCCCUCAGUGGCCAACCGGUCUGCCCCAAGACCAUCUAAACCAAGCUACAUGAGGCCCACAAAGGCUGCCGCCCAAAGGAGUCGUCAUCUGUUCGGCCGUGUGAAGGAUGAAGCCCCCCAUCCAACCACUGCGCCCCCUCGGAGAGUUGCAGCCCAAGACACCCACACACAGUCCACUACAGCCAACAAGUCACUGUCCCGGAUGAGGAGCAAGUCCAUGUCCAGUCUCGGUGGGCGUGGCAGGUGGCAGCACUAGCAGAGUCACAUCAGAACCCCGACAUCCAUCAACAUUAACUUAUUGCUUAUGUAUCAUUCCCCUUCAUUGUAUCACACCUGUAUCAUGUCACUGUUGUAUGUGUAUCACCUGACUAUCUGUCUCUAUCAUCGUAGAAACAUUUGUAUCAGUAAGGUGAUGGGCAGAUUGCAAUAUCCUGUAGAUGUCACCUCUCAUUCUAUCACGGACCAGGUGCCCAGCUUACCAGGCCUGGUUGUCCCAUCUCUCAUUUCCUGCACUAGUUUAACAGAUACUCAACUACGUCUAUAUAUCUUGCCAGUAGUAUCACCCACACAUUGACAUAUUUACUGGAUGGGAUGUGUGGUCACCUCAGGCAUAACAGCACACCACAAGGUGUGUUAACAUGUCUCAUUUCCACCUGGAGUUGCUCAGACUUCACAGAUCUCUCUACAAAUCUCUUUAGUGGGACAAGUCCAGUUGUAAGAAAUACCUGUUCAUUCCUUGUGUAAAUACUGAUGUAGCACCUUGAGAAUUGGGUGCAGUCAACAACAGAAGUAGUGUGAAUAGCUGCAACACUGUGAAGCAAUAUUCACUCACCCGAAGGCUCUGUGUAGGGUACACCUUGUCUCACACUACAAUGUAGCUAUUUUGAUAAGUUUUGUUUUAUGAAAUGAAAUCAAUCUUUUUUGAGAUUCUGUAUAUAUAUAUGUAUAGUUUAUUGGUGUGAAUGUGUGUAUGAUCUGUGUGAUGAGCUGACUAUGACAAGGUGAAGAUGUGUUGAGGGAAGUAGGUCUGGUAUUUAAUGAAGCAGCUGUUUAUUGUUUACAAGAGUUGCACUGUCAUGUAGACAGUAGUCAUUCAGUUUUCUACAUAUUACUAUUAGCUACAAUUUUUCUGAAGCCAUUGCAUAGCCUUCUGCAGUUUAUUCCACUGUGUACAUAUAAUAGAUCACUCGUGACCUGACUGGCAGGCCGUGUUAUUGUGCAUGCCCUUGCAUGUCAAAUUGUAACCCAUCUCAAGAGUUUGAUGUACUACAAUAUUUCCCUCCUAGCCAAAUGCCUGCCUGCUGUUGCCUUUAAGAAUAAAUACGAAGUAUACAA